ACUCGCACCCGUGGGGACUACUGGUCAGCCCGGGCUCAGCCUCCGUACUACCAUCAUACACGUCUCCUGCAGCCGGGUCGAACACUCGUCAGAAUGCCUCCCUACGAGAAAUCCAUGGAAAUUAUGCCUUUCAAACAAAGGAAGUGCCUGGCAACAAGAAAAGAUGAAGUCUGCACUAUUCGAUCUAAGUUCCCCAACAAAUUGCCGGUAAUCGUUGAGAGAUACGUUCGGGAGAAUAAGCUUCCCCUGCUAGACAAAACCAAAUUUCUUGUCCCAUAUGAGCUCACAUUAGCACAGUUCCUCAGUCUACUCAGAAGUAAGAUAGUGCUGGAGGCAUCUCAAGCCCUGUACCUACUGAUCUCAGGAAAGAACAUGUCCUGUUUGUCAGCCAGCAUGGGAGAGGUUUACUCACAGUACAGAGACCCUGAUGGCUUUCUCUAUAUAACUUAUGCUUCCCAGGACAUGUUUGGGUGAAAAGACUCGCAAAAAUGACCAUCUGACACGCAGAUCUCACUUACCAUACCUCCAGACUGAUGCCUCUCUGAGAUCAUAACUCAGUAUUUGCUGCUAAAUGAAGACUAUUUACAACUGUAAAACCAGACAAUCCCACCUGGCCAAGAAGACUUCUCUGAUCUCAUUUUUUGUUUUGUAGUUUUGUAGAUUUCCUUGAGGCGAACUUUAAAGUCCAAUCAAUGGCCUUGAAUUUAGGUUAUAUUGAGCCCUUCAAAAUGAAGAAAAGAGUGUUGCAUGCACCACUCCUCAAGCUGAUCUUCCUCAGUCAUGGAUCUUUAAGUACCUACAGGACACAAACAGUCCUGUUACAAAGAGAGGGAGAGGGUCCUUGUUCAUCCUCCAUGACUGUGCAUCAGUGUUCCAAAAACUAACAUGGAGGAGACGGACAAACAAACAACACGGGAGCGCCAACUCUGGAAUGAAAAUGAGUGCAAACAACACUGUCAUUCUAUAGUCAGCUACAACAGUGGCUGAGAAACCUCAAUAAAUCAGUUAAGUUCUUUUAAAAUAAUUUCUGAUUGGUUUUUUGUCUUUAUAGAUUUUAUAAGAUUCUAUAGAAGCCAGAACUCGUCAUGGUAUAAAAUAAAAAUGUCAUUCUGACCUAAUUUCUCACUACUGUUUAUUUCUUGUAAUUAAAGCAUGAUUUAAAGUCAAAAAGUCAAUUGUGAGA
Messenger RNA from Xyrauchen texanus (razorback sucker), 1183 nucleotides. It is a transcript of the gene map1lc3cl, whose product is annotated as microtubule-associated protein 1 light chain 3 gamma, like. The record is from RefSeq and is a predicted model, not a curated record. The transcript is spliced from 4 exons. Bases 94 to 474 code for a protein of 126 amino acids. Gene Ontology annotation, biological process: autophagosome assembly; macroautophagy; cellular response to nitrogen starvation. Gene Ontology annotation, molecular function: ubiquitin protein ligase binding. Lineage: Eukaryota; Metazoa; Chordata; Actinopteri; Cypriniformes; Catostomidae. Gene Ontology annotation, cellular component: autophagosome membrane; autophagosome; cytosol.